Hypanus sabinus (Atlantic stingray) is the source of this 5146-nucleotide messenger RNA. RefSeq names its product F-box/LRR-repeat protein 3-like. NCBI's taxonomy places the organism in Eukaryota, Metazoa, Chordata, Chondrichthyes, Myliobatiformes, Dasyatidae. Gene Ontology annotation, biological process: regulation of cell cycle; entrainment of circadian clock by photoperiod; SCF-dependent proteasomal ubiquitin-dependent protein catabolic process. The record is from RefSeq and is a predicted model, not a curated record. The transcript has 5 exons. The coding region runs from base 142 to 1449 and encodes 435 amino acids. Gene Ontology annotation, molecular function: protein binding. Gene Ontology annotation, cellular component: SCF ubiquitin ligase complex; cytosol; nucleus.
CCAACCGAGCUCAUCUUUGAAUGGCUGGUUCUCACGUCAAUCUGAUCCAAGAGGCUGCGUAGGGAGGUGGAGGUGUUUGGCAGCCUUAUUGACGGCCGUCGAAGGCUGCUGAAGUGGAUAGUGGCGCACUAUGUAGGAAAGAUGAAGCAGAGCAGAGUUGAACAGAAGGUUGGGAUCCCGCCUACUUCCAUUGUUGAUAAGGGAAAUAAAAGACAGAAGACUGGCUUGGCUCAAGACAUUGAGAUGUUAAAUAGUUCUCAUGCAGAUUGGGGAAAUCUGCAUUAUGAUUUAAUUCUGCACAUCUUCCAGUACUUGCCAUUGGUGGAUCGGGCUUGUGCAUCUUCAGUGUGCAGAGCGUGGAAUGAAGUCUUUCACAUGCCUGAACUAUGGAGAAGGUUUGAAUUUGAACUGAAUCAGCCAGCAACAUCCUAUUUGAAUUCAACUCACCCAGAUCUGAUCCAGCAAAUAAUCAAAAAGCACGCUGAUCAUUUGCAAUAUGUCAGUUUUAAGGUUGACAGUAGCACUGAGUCUGCAGAGGCAGCCUGUGAUAUUCUUUCACAGCUGGUCAACUGUUCCAUAAAGACCCUGGGACUGAUUUCCACAGCAAGACCUAGUUUUAUGAAUUUGUCAAAGUCACGCUUCGUAUCAGCUCUGACUGUGGUGUUUGUGAACUCCAAGUCACUUUCAUCAAUCAAGAUUGAUGACACACCAGUAGAUGAUCCAUCUCUGAAAGUUUUGGUGGCUAAUAACAGUGACACUUUGAAACUGUUGAAAAUGAGCAGCUGCCCUCAUGUUUCACCUGCAGGCAUUCUUUGUGUGGCAGACCAAUGCUAUGGACUCAGAGAGCUGGCACUGAAUUAUUACCUUUUGAGCGAUGAAUUGCUAUUAGCUCUUUCCAGUGAAAAACAUGUUCACCUGGAACACCUUCGCAUUGAUGUGAUGAGUGAGAACCCUGGACAGACCCAAUUCCACACCAUAAAAAAAAGCAGCUGGGAUGCUCUUGUUAAACACUCUCCAAAAGUCAACAUUGUCAUGUACUUCUUUCUGUACGAAGAAGAGUUUGACCCAUUUUUCCACGAUGAGACUCCAGUCACACACAUCUAUUUUGGCCGUGCAGUCAGUAAGGAAAUGUUGGGUCGUAUUGGAAUGAACUGUCCAAGACUUGUUGAGCUGGUGGUCUGUGCAAAUGGUCACCGGCCUCUGGAUGAUGAGCUCAUUUGCAUUGCAAAGCGCUGCAACAACCUAACUGCCAUGGGCCUGGGUGAAUGUGAGGUUUCAUGCAGUGCAUUUGUAGAAUUUGUGAAGCUUUGUGGAGGACGAUUAACUCAACUAUCCAUCAUGGAGGAAGUGUUGAUACCAGAUGAGAAAUAUAAUGUGGAACAAAUCCACUGGGAGGUUUCCAAAUAUCUGGGAAGGGUAUGGUUCCCAGAUAUGAUGCCUACAUGGUAAAACUGAUGUAUGUUAUCUGAGAUAGAGAAUAGGGAAAUAGUUUGCUCUGCUUCAACAAAUAAAAGUUACUUACAAAACAACUACUAAAGAAGUAACAUGCUAAGAUUUAUGAAAACCAAGGUAUACUGGGGUGUACUUUUUUGUGUGGAUUCAGAUGAUUGCCAUAAUUAUGACUUUCUGAUUACUUGCAGAUUAUAUAAUUUUAAAGCAUAAUUAUAUUUCAGAUUCUGAACCGAUUGAAGUGAAAAUUGAUAUUUAAGAUACAGGUUGAAUGCCUCUUAUCCGAAAUUCUGAAAUCCAAAUAUUUGAGUGCUAACAUGAUGUCACAAAUGGAAAAUUUCAUAAGGCACUGUGACGGUUCCCAGGCAAUGCAUAGGUCUCUGCAUAUCACAGACAGUUCUGAAACAUGAGAAAAUCUGCAGAUGCUGGAAAUUGAAAGAAACCUGGAGUUCAGAUGUGUAAUGAGCAUAAGUUAAUAAAUAAAUAGAAAAACAUUGCAUAAAGUGAAAAAUGAGUAUCUCUAUGGAGUUCUCUUUAAAAAAAAAUGGAUUUGUCAGUGUUGGAGUGAGCAUGUGCUGCUUAAUGGUGUGAUGAUCAUGAUUGGUCCUUUGCUUGUAAAGAUCUGGAAGGAAAAUGGCCAUCACUGUUGGACUUCCUGCCUGGGCUGUGUAGGUUUAUAGUGAGGAUUGGUGCAUGCGAACCAAUUCCACUCUUUAGGCCGGGGCAUGUUCCACAGUGGCACAACAAGCUGUGGCGACCACAAGGCUGUAGGAGAAGUAUCAAAGUUUUCCUUCUCCUGGACUACUUGGCAAGGCUAAUGCAUCCCAUCUACCCAGAUUUGGAAUCUGAGUUGGGCUUCUCCUAGUCUGGCUGCCAACAAAGGCUGAGCCCUGCCUGCCCUCCCAGUUAUACUGCUGGACACUCGAUCACACCAUAGCAUAGCAAGCUCCAUAAGAACAGGGAUGCCACUUGAUGGCACAGUAGUGUAGGAGAGGUCAUAUGUGAGUGAACUACUGCUUGGCAAGCCAAACAGUGGUCCUGCAACGAUCACUACACCUGGAGCGGAGAGGCUAAGGAAGACGCUUCAGCUUCCUUAGGUGAGCAAGACCUCCAGCCCAGGACUCACUCGUAACAUUAUGCUGAUCAUGAAACAAGUAAAGAUCGAUGGCGAUGAAUUAAAAAUUGAAGGUAAUUGUGAAUAUUCAGCAGGCUGGUUGCAGAAAUUUUAGAAAAGGUAUGGCAUUAAAUUUUUGAAGUUUAAAACAUUUUUUAAGAGGUAAAGAAUCUACUGAUCAUGAAGCAGUAGAAAAAACCAUUAAUUUUCAUUAGGUGGAGACUGAAAGCCUGCCGUUGCUUGUUCAGUAGCUGAUUUGGGUAUUCUCCGAAUGUGGCUGUGUUGCUUUUGUUACCCUGCACACAUCAUAUUUUCAUUAUAUUAAUGUUAUGUGAUUGUUACUGUUAAGUACCUGUGUGAUAAGCAAAUGUAAGACUUCUUCAGUCAGACUUCUUCACAUAAUUCAGUCAGAAAUAUGGCUAUCUUGUAUAUUCCAACAUCUGAAGAAAGCACUUCUGGCCCCAAGUAUUUCAGCUAAGGGGUAAAACCUGUAUUCACUUGGUAAUCACAGAAUUGAGCUGAAUAAUGUGGACUGCUCAAGACAGUGGCAUCUAUAAAGAUUUUCUUUGGCUCAAGUAUAGAAAAUCUGAACUGAUUGACAAUAAGUUAAUUUAUUUGUGAUUUUGUGCAUGCUGCUUUUUUUUCUGAAUGAGAAAUAACCCAGUGCAAAAAUCUGUCUGCUUCACAGUUUAAUUUUGAUUUGAUUCCAUGGCACCUUACUCACAUUGUAAACCUAAGCAGUAGCAUAUUUAAUAAAAUGUAGCUAUUGUUUUGGCUAAAAGAAAACAAACCACAUGAACUGAUACACUUUAAAACUUGUUUUGGAGAAAUGCACUGGAUAUCGUAUGCAGUUUAAUUUAUCCUCUGAUUACUUUUUGCUGUAAAUAUCACUUGAUACUUAAUCCGAAUUUUAAAAUCUUUCUGUGUAUCAGCUUAAUUUACAUUUUGAGGCAAAACAGAUUUUGUUUAGUUUUCAAUGUAUUUAUUGAAAGUUAACUCAGUAGUUCUAAGCUACCUUAUUUAUCUCUGCAAAGAUUAUGUGGCUAAUAUUUGAUCUGCUCGCAAAUGUAUAAGCUUGAUAAAUAUCUGGAAUAUUUAACUAUUCUGAGAUUUAAACUUGCCAUUAGAUAGUGGAAAAUAACUAAUGGUGUAAAUAGAUAUCAGGAAUUAAUAUGGAUGUCAUUCAAAGUUGUAAUGCCUCCAUAUGCAUUAUAUUGGAUUCUGAUAUAACAACUACAGUGUAGUUGAUUAUUUAAUAUUGUAUAAUUUGAGAUGUUUCCUGUAAACACCUGUGCAAGCAAAUGAAUCUUGAAGUAGGAUAUGGUAGCAUGUAUACUUUGAUAAUAAAUUUACUUUGAAUUUUAUUGAUGUGAAAAUAGCAAUGCUAGAUUUUUGAACAUGUCAUUAUACAGAAGCAGGACAUUUGGAAUUAAUUUGGAAUGUAUUACUUCAUCUGACUUCAUCUUCUCAACAUUUCCAGUGCUAACACCCUAUUUGAUAGGUCAGCUCUGUAAAUACUAUUGUAAAACUUGACAUUAGUUUUUCAUUGCCAUGGAAGCACCCAACAUAAAUUUCACUCAAAAUAAAUUUAGCAGAUUAGUAACCUUGGUUGAUUAGAAAGCUCUCGGAUCAUGGAAGGUUAAUUGGAAUGUAUUAGUAUUACAAGAUGAUGCCUCAUAUUGAUCCAGUUCAAAUGGAGUGUCUAAAGAUAAAUAAGACAACAAUAAUCUAAGCACAAUAGUUUGAUAUCCACAUUGCAUUUGACAUGCCUGAGCCUGAAAAGUUGAAAUCCAGUUGAAGAGGCAAAAACAUUAAAAUGUGGCAAAAUUCCAUGUGAAGGCAAAAAAUCAAAGAUACUGAACAUGAGGGUCGAUAAAAAUUUAUGGUUUGGAAGUAGUUGUAAUACUGUGCUUCAUUACACCGUUAACUAAGGUAAUCUACAAACAAGUAGCUAAAGCUAAAAAUGCUUUUGGAAGUACAGUAAAUUCAUGUACAUAAAAUUCUUUAAUAAAAUUACUGAGAAUAUCCUGCAGUUACUAAAAAUAUGGAAAGAGCAACCCUGCUUGUGUGUUUAUAUGGAUCAAGUUAGUAAUGUAGCAAUAACACUGUUAGCAGUUUUAAAAUAAAAUCCUUUGAGUUCUGUCCAACAAGCUUAAAUUGAAUAUACCUCUUUCAGAAUAUGACUGAACUUUGCAUUUAAUUAUCUUAUGAUUACUAUUCUAUGGGAAAUCUUGGCUUGGAAUAGCAAAUGAAUUAAAAACAAUUUUAUUUGGGGUGAAAUGUCAACCAACAUGUACAUCUUAAAAACACUGUUACCAAAUUUAGAUGACUAUCUUAUUUUUAAGGUUAAUUAAAUUUGCUGUAGAUGUAUGAACUUGCUGAUAAACAAUACAUCUUCAGGAAAAUAUUUACACUGUUCAUUAAGUUAUGUAUAUUUUAUGUAUUUUCUUUACUGUGAUUAUAAAAUUCAGAAAUCAAAGGUUUUUGUGUAAUUGACUGGAGCAGAUAAUUAAUAGAUGCUUUAGAAGUGGAAUACUUUGGUUAUUAAAGCAAACUGUGUUCCAUAUUCUGGUUUGUUUUUUU